This is a messenger RNA of Sesamum indicum (sesame), 1762 nucleotides long. RefSeq names its product protein IQ-DOMAIN 8. The record is from RefSeq and is a predicted model, not a curated record. NCBI's taxonomy places the organism in Eukaryota, Viridiplantae, Streptophyta, Magnoliopsida, Lamiales, Pedaliaceae. Gene Ontology annotation, molecular function: protein binding.
CAUUAAAUUCUAAAUGUUACUCGAAUUUCGAGAAUUCCAAUCGUCCUUCUCUUCAUUUGUCCGAAGCUGAAAUUCUCACUUCUUUUCUGUUCGCAUACCCUUCUUCUAUUUUGUCUUCACUUAGCAGAGUUUCUUGAUUUUCAGAAAACAUUUCCUGAAAACAGAAAGAAAAAAGGGAGACAGAGAGAGAGAUGGGUGGUUCAGGGAAGUGGAUUAAAUCGCUGAUCGGUCUCAAAAAGCCCACUGUUACUGAAACCGAAAAAGGGGGUGGAAAGAGCAAGAAAUGGAGGCUAUGGAGGAGUGCAUCUGAGGGGAUGGCUACGGCGGCGAAGGGCGGAAAAGGGAGUGGCGAUGCGGCUGAGACUGAGGGGCCAGAGGGUGCUUCUUAUGUUUUUGACGGUGAAAGGGCGGCCGCCGUGGCUGCUCUGGCCAAAGCUUCACCCAAGGAUUUCAUGGCUGUCCGCCGAGAGUGGGCCGCUGUCCGAAUUCAGACAAUUUUUCGUGCUUUUCUGGCGAGACGUGCUUUAAGGGCGUUGAAAGCAUUAGUUCGACUGCAAGCUAUAGUUCGGGGACGGCUUGUUAGAAAGCAAGCUGCAGUGACUCUGAGGUGUAUGCAGGCUCUCGUACGAGUCCAAGCCCGAGUUAGAGCUCAGUGCAACCAGUCGUCUGCUGGAGGGGAGUUGGAAAAUCAGAAUGAAGCUGAUCCUGUAAAACUGGCUGAGAGUGGGUGGUGCGAUAGCCGUGGGACGGUUGAGGAAGUGAGGUCUAAGUUGCAAAUGAAGCAAGAAGGAGCCAUCAAGAGGGAGAGAGCAAUUGCCUAUGCCCUGUCCCAACAGCAAUUAAAGAAAGCCCCUAAUUUGAGAUUGAACAAGAUGGCUACACCAACUAGGGUGGACAAGAGCAGAGCAGGACUGAACUGGUUGGAACGUUGGAUGGCAACGAAGCCGUGGGAGACGAGGUUGAUGGAAGAAUUCCACACUGACUCAUUUGAAAUAUUGGCAACUCCUAUGAAAUACGACGGUUACAUGGUUGGAUCUUUUUCUAGUACAUCCGACCAAGAUUCAAUGAGGAUAAGACGCAACAAUGUUUCUACACGAAUAUCCUCCAAAGUACCUAAAAGUUGCCAAAUUCUACGCUCAUCAUCUGAUCCAUGUUCCGAUUCUUUAUAUGAUGAGAGCACAACUUCAAACUCGUCAACAACGACUUCCGAGACUCCUGGAUCAGGUGACACUCUGGUGGAGCAAAACAGCACUAAGCCUAGCUACAUGAACCUGACGAGGUCGAUCAAGGCUAAGCAGAAACCGUAUACUUAUUCAUCACACAAUCAGUCAAUGCAGAGGCAUUCAGUCGAGGAUUUGCCUUACCGUAGGAAACCAAGUCCGCUUUCUAAGGGGAACGGUAGGAGGAGUGCUGAUACUGACCUUUAUUCAGUUGAUUUCUGCAAGGAUCUCUACCCUCCUGUGCAUGUGGCUGAUUACGAAGGGGUAAAAGGUCGAGGAUAUUACAAGUAAAGCAAUGAUAUCUAAUUGCAUAAUCUUUUAUGUACUUUGGAAGAUGUCUUCCUGAUGAGUUCAACAACUUGUUGUUCUUGGUACUUACAUUUCUUUUUUCUUUCCUGGUGUGUUGGAAUUCUUGUCGUAGUCAAGGCAUGUAUGUUAAGGUUGGUUUGUCAGUACAGAAAAAAGAAGCUCUGAUGGAUACUGAGAGAUCAAAGUUAUAGUUACUGGAUAUGUUGAUGUGUAGUUCAAAUCAUCACAAAGUA